AUGCCUUCCUACCUCCGCAAUCUCUUCGGUGGCUCGUCCUCCAAGUCUUCCCGCUCCAACUCGACUCCCGCACCCAUUUACAUCCCCACCUCUGGCCCGAGCUCUCCCGCCCCGCCCCAGAUGCAGCGCACGCACAGUCACCAGGCGAGCGCCCCUUCCCCGCUUCGUUACACCACCGCCGACGACACCCGCACUCGCUACGGGUACGGCCGCGCCCCGGCCUCUCACCACGGCCACGGCAGCAGCCAGGCGUACGUCGAGUCCCGCCCUCGUCGCGCUAGCUUCAAAACCCCAGACACCCCUCGCUCCGCGCUCUACACGCCUUCGGUCGGCUACACGACCCCUGGGAGCUCGCGGACGAACUCGGCCUCCUCUCUCUACCCCGCCGGCAGCCUCCCGCGCACACCGUCUUCUGAGCACGGCCACGGCUACAGCUCUCGCCCCCCGCUCAGCCACUCCAACCACACAUGGCACCCUUCGGGCACCGUAGGGAGCUCCUCGUCUUACGGCUCCCGCGGCCGCGCCCGCACCUCCUCGCAGUCCUCGCUCAUGCAGCAGACGCGGAGCACGACUCUGCACAUGCACCCGCUCCUUGCGCACACCAAGCUGCACCGCGCCCCGAUCCUCUACGACGUCUCCUUCACCCCCGGCGCGCGCACCGUCCUCGACCACGCCACGCGCUCCGCGAUCCCCUCGCACACGCUCCAGCAGCCCGCGACGGACCCGCCGCUGCCCGCCGGCGCCCGCCUCGUCCUCCACUCGCACAAGUUCCCGUGGGCGGUGAUCGUCACCUCCGCCGCGUCCCGCAACCACUCGCACUCGCCCGAGCCGCGCUCCCGCUCCCGCCCGCGCUUCACGAUCGGCCACCCGCGCGACGCGAGCCGCGACCGCGAGGGCGCCGCGAACAGCAUCUCGAACCUCGACGUGCUCUGCGCGGUGCACGCGACCCUGCUCGAGCCCGUCACGCCCGAGGAGUGGGAGGCGCUCGGCGCGGGGAGCAAGGCGCAGCAGAAGGUCACCGCCGCGUACCAGCGCCGGUGCACGCGCCAGGGCGGCGGCUGGGCGAACGGCGUGCUCCGCAUCGACUGGCUCGGGGAGAAGACGUCGCUGAUCGGCGUCGAGGUCGACAAGGCCGCGGGCCACGGCGGCGCCGGGAAGCUCGUCUUCGGCCGCCCGUGA
Molecule: messenger RNA, 1179 nt
Organism: Epithele typhae
Lineage: Eukaryota; Fungi; Basidiomycota; Agaricomycetes; Polyporales; Epitheliaceae
Exons: 3
Coding region: 1-1179 (392 amino acids)
Source: RefSeq, a predicted model, not a curated record